AUGCAAGUGUUGCGAGGGUUGGUAGCGAUUAUGCCACUGGCAUAUUCUGUGAACGCCAGUCCAGCUGGAGUAGUAAAUGUGGGACAGAAUCUAGGAGUUGAAGCAGUGCAAUCACAUGUAGCUGAUAGGCAAGAAACCACUUUACCAAAUGGACCUGUGAUAACAUCCGAUGGAAAUUCUGCACAGUUGAUUACUACACCUAGUGACGGGACAGUCGUUACGAUGGGGAAUACAGAAGGCCCUAAACCAGUUCCUAUCAGCGAUACUGGUUUGGAAAGUGUCGCUGCACAUCUCACGGAAUCAACUCCAAUGGUUGUAGAUAUUGCGCCUUCUACUACAACCGCCAUAGAAAUUGCAGUCGCCACGGUAGGUGUCACUGCUACAGAAACCGUUGCCGUCGGCGCGAUACCCCCUGUGGACACUAGCGCAGAAGUUGCAGCUUCUGAAGCCGUUGGCAGUAACGAACCAGUCCCUGUAAACAUCAAUUCCACGACUUCCAUCACCUCCAAUUCUUCAAACCCAGACUACCCGCUCGUAGCCAUUCUCGGCGGCAAUGACACAACUCCAUACACAGGUUCAAAUUCAUCCAUAAUCGCAAUCCUUGGAGGAGAGGACACGGAUGACGAAGUCGAUGAUGUAGAACCCACAGGGACUGUCCCAAUCCUAGGGAAUAGUUCUAUCCCCAUCAUCAUUGGAAGGAAAAUGAAAAGACAGUUGGCGGCGGAAAACAUGGGAGAUAGCGACUCAAUUACUUUCCAAACCCAUGCUGGCGAAGGCUUUGUCCAGCCGCAAGUUGUCCCUGUUUUCCAGCAAGUAGUCGACACCACGACUACAGAUACCACGACAACUUCAUCAAGCACUACAACAGAGAGUACAUCGACAACCCUCACCAGUGGGACAACUACGACUACUACGACAAGUUGGACAUCUAUAACAGGAACAACCACUUCAACAUCUACCACCUGGGAACCCUCCACCACUGCCACUCCAGGGGUUUUAACAACAUGGGUUACAUCCUCACAAACAACAUGCAUCCCACCUGAAACCCAUACCACGGCACCACUUGCGACUGCAAUCCCCGCAACAUGUACAGACACGACCACCCUCUGCACUGUGACUCUUGCCUACGUGAUUUCCAUGAACCCGACGACGACAUCAUACUAUACAACUACCUAUGACAGUAAUACAGCCGCCACCACUGCAACCCAAACAAUCUACUCUGAUGACCCCAACGGGUUUCACGUUUAUAUAACUACACAAGAUAAUAGCAAUGGGGACGCCACUGCUACUUACUUCUUCACCACUCCACAACCAACAGUUAUUUCACAGCAAAUCAACCUUGCAGAACCUAAUAUCCCAAAUGAAGCGGUGUUGUAUACCAGCCUUGUGCUGUUCUGGAGUUUUAUGCUUAUUGUUGUAUUUUAG
Molecule: messenger RNA, 1425 nt
Organism: Orbilia oligospora ATCC 24927
Lineage: Eukaryota; Fungi; Ascomycota; Orbiliomycetes; Orbiliales; Orbiliaceae
Exons: 3
Coding region: 1-1425 (474 amino acids)
Source: RefSeq, a predicted model, not a curated record